Messenger RNA from Aphanomyces invadans, 974 nucleotides. RefSeq lists its product as hypothetical. Lineage: Eukaryota; Oomycota; Saprolegniomycetes; Saprolegniales; Verrucalvaceae. The annotation marks the transcript as partial. The transcript has a single exon. The record is from RefSeq and is a predicted model, not a curated record.
UCUAACGUCACAGGCGGGGUGUUUCCACGAUUUCACUGUACACAUCGGCAUGGAUCCGCAAUAACUCGUCUGGCGCUGCAUGUCCACGGCGUCGAGCCCACGCCAUUAACCUUUCGCUUGCUUUCGCCAUUAGCUUUCAGCACACUAUCGAGCCUCUCGCGACGUGCUUCUCGUUAUCCCCGACAACCUUCGACCCAUUUCAUGACUUCAGGUGUGGCACACUACAUGCCUUAUCUGUCUUCGACGAGGCCAUGUCGUCGGCUCAGGCCUUCAGGCAGCGCAGGACUAGCGGCUCGACGCUGUAUCAAGAGUUAACCAGCCGAAAAUGGCACGUCGCGACAUUUUCAGCAGUGCAGCCGUCUCUCUAUAGGGGAAGACCAGCUGUGGCUUGUCGUGUUCCACGAUGUCUACAGUGACGGCUGCCGCUGUCCAUGCUUCCAUAACAUCGCGCGAAACAACGUUCACAUCCACCCCGUGGUGAGCCUGAUAUUCUCGACUCGGACAGAGCCUUCCCCCAAGGCUAAAACGGAUCGUUGCUCGUCGAUUAGACUUGGCGGCCAACACGUUGAUCUGGCCUUGGCGCUUCUUCACGGUCUCGUCAACUAAAUUCUGCCCCUCGUCAGGUGCAGCCUUUGGGCAAUCUACAACACGGUGACUCUUGGCACCGCACUUCAAGCAUCCGCCGCGUCGCUUCUUCUGCGCCGUUCGCCCUUGUCACCCUAGGCAUCAGGUUUCUCUACUGCCUGUGCCUUCGGCGCGUUCCUCGCGCCGCCAUAAUGGCGGCUGCCUCCAUCACAUCUUCUACCACGGAUGCCUCUAUCACCAUCCGUUUUCGAAGGCUGCGAAGCAGCUCGAUCUACUUCUGGACCGUCGUGCAGCUGGAAACCAGCGAAAAAUUGCCACAGCCAGUUGACAAAUCAAAGUACAUCUCUCUUUCAAGCCCUCGUUUUGUUGGGCAUGCAACUGCUUGUUCU